AAUAGAUACGCUACUUGGAUGGUAGAUAAUCUCAUCAAUCCGGUCUUCAGCUUUCACUGGGAGAUUCAGAAUCCAGAUAGGAUCAUAAAAGACCAGUCGGCAGUGAUCGUGUGCAAUCAUCAGAGUGCUCUGGACGUCAUAGGUAUGAUGCACAUCUGGCCUUUUUUCCAUCCCUGUUUGCCGGUGUUGAAACAGGAGCUUUUUUGGUCCGGACCCUUCGGAAUCUUUUGCUGGUUGGCCGGUUGCGUGUUCUUGAACCGCUCCAAUUCUGAAGAGGCCCGGAAACUACUCAAUGCGAAAAUGAACGAGAUGAAAGAGAAAAAGAUCAAGUGCUGGAUAUUUCCGGAAGGGACACGAAAUAACGAGGGACACAUUCUACCGUUCAAGAAGGGUGCUUUCCACAUUGCAGUUCAGUCUCAGUUACCAAUAAUUCCUAUCGUGUACACACCUUAUUCCAAAUUCUACAAUCCGAGAGAGAGAAAAUUCGAAACGGGAAAGACGACAAUAACUGUUCUACAGCCGAUAUCCACGAAUGGAUUAACCAUCGGCGACAUACCCAUGCUGACGGAGAGAGUGCGCAAUCUGAUGAUCGAAGAGUUUAGUAAAUACUGAAGAAUUCCAGAACCUAAAUUAUAUAUAUAUAUAUAUAUAUAUAUACAUACAUAUACAUAAACAUAAACACACGGAGUUAUGCGGAUGAGAUGAUUUUGUACAGGUAAACGAGAAUUUUCUAGUCUUACAUAAAAAAAGCACAUAUAAAACAACAAAUGGAAAGAUCAUACAAGGUAUUCCCAACUAUCGUAUAAUUUGGAUUCAAGAUAACUGCCAUUUGAUUAGAGAUUUUGUAAUUUCGAGAACGUAUUUACAGUAUACAAAAAACAACAGAAAAACAAACUUUAAAAUUUGCAGGUUCAUCUGUUUUGGACGUUUAAAUAUGCAACAUUCAUAUUUAAAAUCUACCGAUUCUCUUUUAAAUUUAAUUUUGUCAAACAUUUUAAAAUCCAUAAAUAAUUCCCAUACAUAAUUUCGCGUAUAUAGAUAUAUAACGAAGGAAACAUUUUACAAUCUGGAAUUUAUAAUUAGACUUGUAGAGUAGUGUUUGCUUAACUAUUAAACUCCGUUGAAAUAUUCAUAUCUGGCUAUUAGUGCGUUAAAUUUAUUAUAUAUAUGAAAGAACACUGGAUAUUUAUUAUUAUUAUAAAUAAUUUACGAAAUAUAAAAAAUAGCGCGACUUAAAAUUCGAUAUAUACUUAAAAAUUUGCAAUGUACAGUACGGAGCGGUAUGUUUUAGAAGCAGAAAUAUGAUACUUUGGUGGAACAUUACAAAUUUUAUUUGUAUCUUAAAUUUUGUAUAUUAAUUUACGAUCGAGAAAACAUUCCGAAGUGUAGUGACGAAUGCUGCUUUACACACGGAACUUUAAAAUGUCGAAUGGAACUCCCAGAAUUGUGGGAUAAAAAGUCGAAAAGCGAUUUAUUCGACAAUUCGGAAUUCCGAAAGUUCUUACUUAUUGUGUUUUCGGAAUUCAUUAUGUAAAUUAAUUACGAGCCAUGUUUUCAAAUCAAUUUUUUGCAUAUUUAAAGAAAAAGGAUUCCCAUGCACAUCGUUAUUGUUACGUAAAAAGUUAAAAUUAUAAAUUCCAGAUUGGCAUUUAUGAAAUCGAAAUAAUUUCAUAACUAUAUUAAAAUCCAUGCAACCGUUUUAACCGAAAGUCACCGACACAAAUGUAAAGCCGUUUUUCGAGGAGCUCCUGGCUUUCGGAUAUAAAUCCAGAACACUCUGAUCUAGAAUCUACCAGGCUUCUAGAUAAGUGUGACGUAAUGUCCUCGAGUAUGUUUCUGGAGGAGCUAUGGGACACGGUUUUAUGACUGUGGUGGCGAAUCUCUUGGCAAGAAGUCCGUAAAAAUUUCGAAUUCGAACACGAGAUCGAGAAAAAUGAAAUUCUAGACAAAUUUUUUAACAUUAAAUAUACUGAAUCUCUACAUAUUUAAAACUUAAAUCGAGCAUUUCCGUUUCGUCACCAUCGCCUUCGGCAGCGACUGUCGAUAAAAGUAAAUACUCGUUCCGGCUUAUUAUUAUUAUUGAUAGAUACUAGUCCAUUAUAGUUUAAUAAUAUUUAUUAAAUCGUUCUAUAUUUAUCAUUAGCGUUAAUUUAAAAGUGCCAUAUUUGUCGUCGUGCGAAACCGGGGAAGAUCUUUGCGUUAGGUUAGCUUUCGACACGAAUUUACAUUCCUUUAGUGUACAAAAUACAAAGUUUGCCAUUCCUUGUUAUAUAUUUUGUAAAUAUAACUCCAAAGUUCUAAGUAUUAGUUUUUCUUAGUAUUAUUAUUUUUUUUGUGUGUGUGUUUGUAUUUUAUUCGUAAUUUCCACCACUAAUGGUUAAUUAUUGUUGUUAAGUUAUUGAUUUUGAUGUUUGUAAUUGUUACGCUCUUACCAAAGAUUUUUUUCCCUUUAUUUAUAGUCUCUAAUGCUAAAUAAUUGCAUUUAUGGUAAGUGCACACCCCAAACGUGUAUGCACUUCCUUCGUGAACUACUCUCGUUCCUAUCGUUUGUGUUCCUAAAUAGACCGCUAUUCCUAUUUCCAUUCAUUCUAUUUUUUCAAACAUUAAGUAGUUUAGUAAAUAUUAAUAAAUAUUCCAUAGUUUAACGAUCAUUAAGCAUCUUGUAUAAGUAAGUGUUUUUGGGUAUAUUGUAAAGAGAAUUCAAAUUUUUGCAAGCGUUAAGAGUGAAACACGAAUUUUCAUCCACGGCAUAGGUUAUUAAUGACAUAGAAUCUCCCGGCAUUUCCAAAUUCGCUAAAUUUCUCGUUCUUACUCUCCACCUUUUCCAUUCGAAAAGGGAAAACUGCGACUCUCCCCCGCAGCUUCCCUCGCAGUUAAAAUUUAUUAUAUUUUUGCAAGAAAUUUAGACACUUCACAAUUACUACCUUUUUGUGAUAUUUGAUUUCAGCAAUAAUGUGAAAUCUUGUGGUUUGUAAUCUAUAAUAUAAUAGGAAUGUCACGUGUAAACCUGCUGUAAAAUUAAUUUUAAGAGAGAGAGAAAUCAUUGUUGAAUUUCUAACGGAAUAUGUGGAGUCAAUAAAAUUUGAUGUAAUAAAUGUGUUAAUUUAAACCACUUUUAUGUUAAAAUUAUCAUCAUAAAUGUGCGUGGUUUUAAUGAUGAUGAUGAUGCCUGUUUUGUUAUACAUCGCUAAAAAAUUACGUUUAUGUAAAUUUAUAUAAUGUAUACAGUAGAUUGUUAAUUUGUUUCUAAUGUGCCAUGAUGAUUUAUAUAUAUUUAUUUAUUUAAUUAUACUCCAUUACUUUCUUCAGUAUUACCGAUGCCAAAGAGAGUGUUUAUUGUCAAACCAGUAUUAUUAAGGGUAUAGAAAGCCCGCAUUUAAACGCAGUGUAUUUUAAUGGGUGUGAAUGAAGACACAUAUCAUAGUUUAGCGUAAUGUUCCGUUACGGCACCUGGCUUUAAAUCCUUUAUUCCUGUGUCGUGGACUUAAAUAUUACGAACGGGCAUCGUAUUGGAAAUGCGGGUGGCCCGAAAGUCGGUUAACUGACUUAGAAACUGUCUCUUCCAAUGCUUUUGUUACUCUGCAGGCAAAGCUUUGCUCUUUAAAAAUAUUAAAAUGCAGAAUUUAACGCACGAAAAAACCCGCCGUCAACCGACUUCUGGGCCACCCCCCAUUUUUAAAGUGUCAAAAUAUUAAAAAUUCAAAGAUCUUGUGUACUCUGGUAUAUCUGGAAAGUGAUUAAAGGCUUUUAAUUAAAACUCU
Centruroides sculpturatus (bark scorpion) is the source of this 3761-nucleotide messenger RNA. RefSeq names its product 1-acyl-sn-glycerol-3-phosphate acyltransferase alpha-like. Gene Ontology annotation, molecular function: 1-acylglycerol-3-phosphate O-acyltransferase activity. Gene Ontology annotation, cellular component: membrane; endoplasmic reticulum. Lineage: Eukaryota; Metazoa; Arthropoda; Arachnida; Scorpiones; Buthidae. The coding region runs from base 19 to 612 and encodes 197 amino acids. The record is from RefSeq and is a predicted model, not a curated record. Gene Ontology annotation, biological process: phosphatidic acid biosynthetic process. The transcript has 5 exons.